AAAGAAAAACCUACAGACCUGGAGACAAGAAGCUCUCACAAAUGUAUUUUUACAUCUGCAAGAAAUUAGUUAUCAAAUGCUUAAUAGCACAGAAAUUCUCAAGUGGUUGCAGGAAAUUAUGAUCUGCAGGAAUAAAUUUCUUCUUUAAAAUAAGCAGGCAGAUAGAAGUUCCUGUCACUUUCUCCUUUUUUAUGGAGCAGGAUGUGAUACUGCUAGUGGAAAUACCAGUCAAAUGUCCAUGGGUCUUGAAGAGUCACUACAGACUCCUAGAGACUCUCUCCAGAAGGGAAAAGGGAGCUCCUCUAUGGAUAGUGCAGCAGUAUGCACUGGAAACCCCCCGAUUUGCCGACAAGCACAGACCAAACUAGAAGUGGCCCUGUACGUGUUUCUGCGGAACCCUGGCACUGAAGCUGUUCUGGUUGCCAUGUCCUGUUUCUGCCACCUCUGUGAGGAAGCAGAUACCCGGUGUGGGGUGGAUGAAGUGUCGGUGCAUAACCUCUUGCCCAACUCUAACACAUUCAUGGAGUUUGCCUGUCAGCAAUAUGAUGUCAACAGGCUUGGGAAGCUACACAUGCAAAAUGGGAACAAGCAACAAAACGAAUCCUUAGCUAUCCAAAAGCCCAAAUGGAAGAUGGCCAGGGUGUUUCACAGAAUUUUCAGAAAAGGAGCAACAGAGGUAGAGGAAAAUUAA
Molecule: messenger RNA, 691 nt
Organism: Symphalangus syndactylus (siamang)
Lineage: Eukaryota; Metazoa; Chordata; Mammalia; Primates; Hylobatidae
Product: neurofibromin-like
Source: RefSeq, a predicted model, not a curated record